AUGAGCUUGCGCUCUUCUCGUUCUUCGACAAAAUCAACGAAGAGCCAAGUUUCACGCUCAAUUACAUCAACGUCGACAACUAAUGCAAAACAUAUUCAGCGAGAUGCGUAUUUCAUUGAAAAACUCAAGCAAAGAGAACUUGAUUUAGCAAUGCAUCGGAAAAAACUCGAAAUCGCCAAGCAACGUCACCUUAAAAAUGUAGAAAUCUUCGAAUCUGAGCGUAAUAGAGUACUUGCAUGCUAUAAUAACUCAUCUGUUGAAGCAUUUGCUAUUUCAAAAAAGAACGUUACACAAGCAGAUAUGGAAAAUAUUAACAAAAAUGAUGAUUACAUCCAUCAACUAUACAAUGACAUACAUCAACAAUUCUUAUAUUCUCAGAAAGAACUAGAUGAUGCUCAAAAUAAUUCUCAACAAUCGAAUGCCGAUCAACAAUCACCUGAAGAUUCAACAAAAGCCGAAAAGGACAUAAAAGGACGCCAAUAUGUUGUUGAACAGUUUCAUCAAUUAUUAAAUCGCAUAAAAGAUGAAGUAAUUCCACAUGAAUCAGCCAUUACAGAUUUGGAAACUAAGGCAAAAAGCAAUGAAGAAGAAUUACAAGUGUUGUCUGCUAGAAAAUCUGAAUUAGAUCGUCAAUUAAGGUUUACACAGAAAAAAUACAAAAAUGCACUGAAAUGGAUAGAAUCGAAGAAGAAAGAAAAGCAGAGGAUUGAAGAUCAAAAUAAACAUGCCAAAUUAUCACUAAUUGACGAAUUACGUUUACAAGAAGAGCUGAAUCGCAAAGAAGAAGAACUAAAACAGUCAGAAGCAGCAUUACAAGAAAAGGUUAAUGCAAAUGACGCCAUCGUUAAGCAUAUCCAGGACUUGAGAAAAUCUACAAUUGACAUGGAUACUCAAAGAAGGUCAAAUGAAGCUAAUUUACAGAAUACUGAUAGAAAAGAUGCACCUACAGUUACAGAACUCGAAUCAUUGAAGUUCGAAAUCCAAAAAGCAAACGCAAGAGCCGAUGAAAUGGAAAAAUGCAUCGAAGACAUGAAGAAAGAUCCACUUUCACUCUCAAAAAUCGCAGAAUUAAAGGACAAAUUGGAGAAGGCCAAAGCAGAGAACACGCAGCUCCUUGAGACGGCCAAUUCCAUUUCACAAGACGACAGUGACGAACUCAAAAACAAAAUUGCAUCAAAAAUUAAAGAAAUCCAACAACUUCAAUCGCAAAUCAUCAGUGAAGAAGAUUUAGAAGCCAGAAACUUCAAAUUGCGAAACGAAGCUAAAUCUCUAUUCUCAUUAGAGAGAAGUAUUAUGCAGAGAACUGCUUCUCUAAACUAUCUAGAAGAAGAAAUAGAAAAUGAUGAAAGUGCUCUGAUUCAAGCAGAAGAUGAACUUAAACGUGAAAAGAACUUAAUCUUAACAAAAAUUGCGCAUACAGACAAAAUGCUUGAUCUUUACACACUACAAAAGCAAGAUGCUGAUGAGAGACUUAUAACUAUCCAAAACCAACUCAACAAACUUAAAUUUCAAUAA
Molecule: messenger RNA, 1515 nt
Organism: Trichomonas vaginalis G3
Lineage: Eukaryota; Parabasalia; Trichomonadida; Trichomonadidae
Exons: 1
Coding region: 1-1515 (504 amino acids)
Source: RefSeq, a predicted model, not a curated record